CAUGCAACAUUUAUACAAUCAAUCAUUGAGUAGACUGGUUGCGCACAAUCGCUGUCUGGACACUAUACCAUGUGGACGCACUGCCUGGUGGCCAGAUCACGUUUUAAUUUGUCCCAGUGAGCUAUCUCUAGACUUCAGUAUCGGCACCAGCAGAAUGGUAUAAUGGCGACCGACUCUGUGUUACACCGGCUGCCUAGUUGCUGCAAGGACAUACAACAGCACCCUCUCCAUCUGCAGCAAUUCACGGAUUACAUUUUGGUGAUGCUGCAUCGAGCUGAUGGGAGAGUACCGACGACGUCGUGAAACUGUGUUUGUUUUGGAUGUUUGUGAGCAACGAUCCAUCUCUGGACACGAUGACACGCGAUCAACAAAGCCGCCGAAUCUGACCAUCCGACUUACCAACAACGACCAGCGAACAGCUGAGAAGUUUCUGGGUUGCUGCGAUCUGCUGGAAGUGAAGCGUGUAUGCCAGAUGGCCUGUCAAGAUGCCAUUUGGAAGCGGGCUCUUAAAAGAGGUGAUCUGCAUUCAGUGGUUUGGCGUUUUUCUUUGAGAACACUGGAUUUCCGUCUUCUCAUAAGGUCGAAAACUGGAAUAUAUGGCUCUAUUUGGCAUUGCAGCAACCGCAGUGUACAUAUUUAGUCAGAAAUAUGACGUUUUGGAAGGCGGGUCUUCUUCAAAGCAGACGACAAGCGAGCAGACAGGUACAAGAAUUCCUACCCAAAACGGAAAUAAACGCACAUGGAACAGUAUAUCGGAAAAUCGACAUAAACAUUUCGUUAUAUGUAUAGAAUCUGGUCGCCUUGGAAACGCGAUGUUUACUUAUGCAUCUAUUUAUGGUAUUGCGUCGAGAAAGAAUAUGAGUGUUGUCAUUGAUGAAAGCAACCCGCUGGUGAAACAUUUCAAAUUGGACGCGAAAAUUAUGAAGAUUCAGUCGCUAAGCGGUUAUUUGAAAUUGGUCGAAAAAAGUUCGUGCGACUUUGACCAAACAUUGACUAAGUUCGACCCAAUCAGAAAUGUCAUGAUAGAACGGUAUUUGCAAUCAUGGCUAUACUUCUCUCACGUCCAGAACAAAAUCCGGAGUCAAUUUGAUUUCACAGAUUCUACAAAAGCAUCGGCUGAUGGUAUUCUUAAUAGGAUUCGUGAGGAAAGGUCAUUGUCAGCCAACGCGAGUGCCACCUUAGUUGGCAUCCAUUACAGAAGAGGGGACUAUGAGCUGAAACAUUUCAAAGAUUUUGGUUAUCAGCUUGCCCCAGUGGAAUAUAUUCAACGUGCAAUGGAGUACUUCCGCUUGAGGUACAGUCACGUGACUUUCGUCCUUGCAACUACUUCCGCUGACUUCGUAAAAGAUCUUCUGAAGGAUGGUGAUGUCAUACAUGUGACUGGAGGUACAGCGAUAGUAGAUAUGGCUAUUAUGGCGAGAUGUGACCACUUGAUUCAAACUGUCGGGACGUAUGGAUGGUGGUCAGGAUUUCUAAACAGGGGUACUGUUGUGUAUUAUAAAUACCCAGCAAGAGAAGGAUCUGAUUUCCGAAAAAUGUUUAGUAGUGAUUAUUCAAGUUUUUUCUACCCCAAAUGGAUCGGAAUGGAAUGAUAAAUGGAACUAUUUCAUCAGGUGUUUGAACAUGAGGGUAUUCCUGGUAAAAGGGCUUUCAGCACAUGUGUUUGUCAAUGGAUGUGACUAAUUGGAUCGGGGGGUCAUCCAAACCCACACUCACAACCCUCACACCAAUACCCUACAACCAUCACUCACGCCCACACCUCUCACACAGACCACGUGAUAAAACUUUUACAUUGCUUCUUAAGGAUUCAGCACACAUGUAAACGCAUGAAUACGUUUUCGUCCAAGUCACGGUUUGCUAAAACGGUUGAUUCCUUCCCAAAAUAUACGCAUGCGCGUUACACGCAGCAGAAACUCUUGACAACAAUCGACCGCCUCCGUGGUCUAGUGGUAGAGCGUCCGCCAGGAGAGCGGAAGGUCCGGGGUUCGAUCCCCGACCGCGUCAUACCAAAAGACGUUAAAAGAUGGUACUUGUUGUUACCCUGCG
Messenger RNA from Haliotis rufescens (red abalone), 2046 nucleotides. RefSeq names its product galactoside alpha-(1,2)-fucosyltransferase 2-like. NCBI's taxonomy places the organism in Eukaryota, Metazoa, Mollusca, Gastropoda, Lepetellida, Haliotidae. The transcript has 4 exons. The record is from RefSeq and is a predicted model, not a curated record. Gene Ontology annotation, molecular function: galactoside 2-alpha-L-fucosyltransferase activity. Gene Ontology annotation, biological process: carbohydrate metabolic process. Gene Ontology annotation, cellular component: membrane. Bases 278 to 640 code for a protein of 120 amino acids.